This is a messenger RNA of Entrophospora candida, 345 nucleotides long. Lineage: Eukaryota; Fungi; Glomeromycota; Glomeromycetes; Entrophosporales; Entrophosporaceae. The record is from the annotation of a GenBank genome assembly.
AUGAGUUUUGAAAUUGAAACUGACAUAGACACUAAUGAAUUUCUGAAAACAAAAUAUGAAAUUGAUGAUAAAGAUAAAAUCGAAAAGGGAAGACAUAGCGAGCUAAAUCAUGCUUUGGCUAAUCAAGAAGUUAAAUUAAUAAUAUUGAAUCACAGUGUUUGCUCUCCAAAUGAUCCAACUGGUUUACUUUAUCACCCAUCUGGUCCAAAUCAUGAUGUAAGAUUUUAUUUUUCUAAACACUCUUCUCGUUAUAAAUGUAAGUCACUUUAUCUCAAAAUAUUGAAGCCCAAUGAUGCAGUUGGUGGAAAAUCUAGUGAAUCUGAUAUGAUUAAUGUAUUGAAUUAG